Molecule: messenger RNA, 2433 nt
Organism: Scaptodrosophila lebanonensis
Lineage: Eukaryota; Metazoa; Arthropoda; Insecta; Diptera; Drosophilidae
Product: V-type proton ATPase catalytic subunit A
Exons: 5
Coding region: 122-1966 (614 amino acids)
Biological process (GO): proton transmembrane transport; ATP metabolic process
Cellular component (GO): proton-transporting V-type ATPase, V1 domain; lysosomal membrane
Molecular function (GO): proton-transporting ATPase activity, rotational mechanism; ATP binding; ATP hydrolysis activity
Source: RefSeq, a predicted model, not a curated record
UCCUCACUUCCUCAGAUUGCAGAGAGUUUUCAUAAGAGCAACAAACACGAGUAAAACUGUUUUCUACAAAUAAAAACGAACAAAUUUGAGACUAAAGUUGUACGAAGCACACACCUCAACCAUGUCUGACCUGAGGAAAAUUAGAGACGAGGAUCGUGAAUCUGUAUAUGGCCGUGUAUAUGCUGUAUCGGGCCCAGUCGUUACGGCGGAGUGCAUGUCGGGAGCAGCUAUGUACGAGUUGGUGCGCGUCGGCUACUAUGAGCUGGUAGGCGAGAUUAUUCGCCUGGAAGGUGAUAUGGCCACCAUCCAAGUGUAUGAGGAAACAUCAGGUGUGACAGUUGGCGAUCCUGUGCUGCGAACUGGCAAGCCACUGUCUGUAGAAUUGGGACCCGGCAUUAUGGGCAGCAUAUUCGACGGUAUUCAGCGUCCGCUGAAGGACAUUGGUGUGAUGACCAGCUCCAUUUACAUACCAAAGGGUGUGAAUACGCCAGCGCUGUCGCGUUCAGAAAUGUGGGAAUUUAAUCCGCUAAAUGUGCGCGUCGGUUCUCAUAUCACUGGUGGCGACCUAUACGGCGUGGUGCACGAGAAUACACUUGUCAAGCAGCGCAUGCUCGUUGCUCCACGCGCCAAGGGCACAGUGCGUUAUAUUGCGCCAGCUGGCAACUAUAAUCUGGAGGAUGUUGUGCUGGAGACAGAGUUCGAUGGCGAAAUCACCAAGCACACGAUGUUGCAAGUGUGGCCCGUGCGUCAACCACGACCAUGCACAGAAAAAUUGCCUGCCAAUCAUCCGCUCUUUACUGGACAGCGUGUGCUGGACUCCCUGUUUCCUUGCGUUCAAGGUGGUACCACUGCCAUUCCUGGUGCUUUCGGUUGCGGCAAGACUGUCAUCUCACAGGCUCUAUCUAAGUACUCCAAUUCUGAUGUCAUUGUCUACGUGGGUUGCGGCGAACGUGGCAAUGAAAUGUCUGAGGUAUUGCGUGACUUCCCGGAACUAACAUGCGAAAUCGACGGUGUGACUGAAUCAAUCAUGAAGCGCACAGCUCUUGUGGCAAAUACCUCCAACAUGCCUGUUGCCGCUCGAGAGGCUUCCAUUUAUACGGGCAUUACGCUCUCGGAGUACUUCCGUGAUAUGGGCUAUAACGUGGCCAUGAUGGCGGACUCAACAUCGCGUUGGGCCGAAGCCUUGCGUGAAAUUUCAGGUCGUCUCGCUGAGAUGCCUGCCGAUUCUGGCUAUCCUGCCUAUUUGGGAGCCCGUUUGGCUACUUUCUAUGAGCGCGCUGGACGCGUCAAGUGCUUGGGAAAUCCCGAACGAGAAGGAUCUGUUUCGAUUGUCGGUGCUGUAUCACCACCUGGUGGUGAUUUCUCCGAUCCUGUCACUUCCGCUACCCUUGGUAUUGUGCAAGUGUUCUGGGGCUUGGACAAGAAGCUGGCACAACGUAAACAUUUCCCUUCCAUCAACUGGUUAAUCUCUUAUUCGAAAUACAUGCGUGCUCUGGAUGAAUACUAUGAUAAGAACUUCCCUGAGUUUGUGCCACUACGCACAAAGGUCAAGGAGAUUCUGCAAGAGGAGGAAGACCUGUCGGAAAUUGUGCAGCUGGUGGGCAAAGCAUCUCUAGCCGAAACCGACAAGGUUACACUGGAAGUGGCGAAACUGCUGAAGGAUGAUUUCUUGCAACAGAACUCUUACUCUCCAUACGAUCGCGUUUGUCCUUUCUACAAGACGGUCGGCAUGCUGCGAAAUAUACUGGCCUUCUACGAGAUGGCGCGCCAUGCUGUCGAGUCUACUGCUCAGUCGGACAAUAAGAUUACAUGGAACACCAUACGCGAGGCAAUGGGUAACAUAAUGUACCAGUUGUCAUCCAUGAAAUUCAAGGAUCCAGUCAAAGAUGGUGAGCAAAAGAUUAAGGCGGACUUCGACCAACUGCAUGAGGAUAUACAACAGGCGUUCCGAAAUCUGGAGGACUAAGCAGCCUUAACCCAAUAUAUACUUGAACAAACAUAAAAAACAAACCAAACGAAAUAAGCAACCAAAGUUAGGUUAUUAUUCGAAUUCCCUAUUCAAUCUAGUCAUAUAUACAUUAUGGAUAAUAAGAUAUUUCAAAUCGAUUUUAUUUUUAAGUUUAACAGUUUAGCUUGAUUAAAAGUCAGGCACCUUUAGAUUUGCACUUCAACUUACAAAAGAAUAGAAGGACGAGAAGAUAGGAAAUGAAAAACCAAAGCACGAAAACCCAAAUGAAUGUUAGGAAAGACGAACAAUAAUUAGUCGGUAGCGCAAAAACAUCAAGUUGUCCACUUAAACCAGCCAUACUUAUGUCUAAAUAUCUCUGUUGAUAUACAUAUAUACAUAUUAUGUACUUAUAAACUCGUGUGCAACUAUUUGUAUUUUUAGUAAAAUUCAUAUAAAAUUAUAUCUUUUUAUUCUUUGCGUAACGA